CUCCAAGCUCCACGAGGUUUACUUCUGCACCGUUUAUGAGGCUCAAAAAUCGUUAAAAACGGCUUUAAUUCAGUCUUCGCGAUACUUCUUCACACUUUGACGCAGUCACUUGUCCUGAAAGUGUAAGAUUGUGCUCAGUCAGAAUUAGCACAUAGCACUAGCAGUUGACAAACGAGAUCUACAAUAAGAAGAGGGAAGCUGUCAUGUCCGAUCUGCUGAAAGACAAAUCCCAGAGACGAGAGAAGAGGACAGUGAAGGUUCCCUCAGAGGGAAGUCAUGGCGCCAGAGGGAAGGAAGCAACUGUAAGGACUAAAGACUCCAUAAGUAUUGUGUCAUCCAUGGAUGAGCUAGGUCACCAUGACGACAACGCUCGGAUGGUUGUGACGAUGGAGAACACCUACCAGAUGGCACCUUACAAACGCUUCCCUGUCCCUGCUGUCGAAGACAUACUGAAGGAUGUGCUGACCAACUACCUGCAACAGGAGAAAUAUGAAGUAGAGUGGUCGCAAAAAAUGACUAAAACUAUAUGUGAGGUGAUCAGAGCCCGUGUGAAGGACCUCAUGAUCCCCAGGUAUAAAAUAGUCGUCCUGGUCCACAUUGGUCAGCAGUGUGGUCAGAGCAUGCAGAUGAGCAGCCGCUGUCUGUGGGACGCGGCUAACGACACCUUCGCCUCCUACUCGUUCAAGAACAGCUCUCUGUUUGGUGUAGCAACUGUCUAUGCUGUUUACUUUGAGUGAAUCACAGACACCGAGACAACACGCACAGGAGGAGACAGAUAAUGAAUCAUUUUGACCAGCAUUGAAUAGGUUGAAUGGUGUUUAUUUUUGUUAACAUGGAAAAUAAAAUCACACUAUUCUGA
Molecule: messenger RNA, 859 nt
Organism: Solea solea (common sole)
Lineage: Eukaryota; Metazoa; Chordata; Actinopteri; Pleuronectiformes; Soleidae
Gene: dynlt5
Product: dynein light chain Tctex-type family member 5
Exons: 5
Coding region: 204-737 (177 amino acids)
Biological process (GO): microtubule-based movement
Cellular component (GO): cytoplasm; cytoplasmic dynein complex
Molecular function (GO): dynein intermediate chain binding
Source: RefSeq, a predicted model, not a curated record